Molecule: messenger RNA, 663 nt
Organism: Saccostrea cuccullata (small rock oyster)
Lineage: Eukaryota; Metazoa; Mollusca; Bivalvia; Ostreida; Ostreidae
Exons: 2
Coding region: 88-663 (191 amino acids)
Source: RefSeq, a predicted model, not a curated record
ACAGCGAGGAAAAUAAUAAAGAACUCUAAAAUAGACCAUGCUGAGAUUGUACUCGUAAACGAGCUUUCAGGAAUAUUUGAAGCAGAUAUGGCAAUGGAAGAUAUGCAUGUAGAAGUAUACAUGAACAAUAGUCCGUGCAGAGAUUGUGCUGAGCGUCUUUUGGAAUUCCUUACAUCACAUCGACGAGCAAACAUUACCAUUCAUUUUUCAAAUCUUUAUAAAAUUUGGCGUAAAUCUUGCAUUAUGGAAAGGUGUAAACACUGGCUGGCAGUAAAGCGAAUUGAUAGUAAUGACAAUGCGGAUGGGUUAAGGAUGCUCAUGGACCAUAGACGCUGCAAUAUACAACCAUUCGACUGUAAAGCAUGGCUAGAUUUGAUGGGUAUUUUACAUAUUCAAUCUCCAGAAUUCGAGCAAAUCUACAUGUAUCAGAAUGAUGGAAACGAUAGAAGUCGGGAAAAGGAAGAUACUCUUCUUCAAAAAGAUCUAAAUCUUAUUACGGAUCAGGAGAUGUGUAUGGAAGAAGAGGUAUUUUAUCAAUUAUUCAGCCUCCAAGGAACAAUGAUUAUUGUUUACAUCGUCAAUAAUGAGAACAGAGCCCGUUUUUCGACAAGAGCUUUUCAUGGCGAGACGAAAGAUGAGGAAGAAUUUCGUCGAGAUAUCUGA